CUAGGUGGGCAGUAGGGUCAGUAGGACAGCAGUAGCAGCCUAGCGGACCGACCGAGCGACCAGCCCUGUAUGAGUGGAGUGUAGCGGAACAGAAACACCCUUCGGCCUCAGAGAGUCUACGUGUCCCUGGACAUGUUCAGCUUUGUGGAUAUUCGGUUAGCGCUGCUGCUGCUCGGCGGCGCGCUGCUCGUGAGCGCACAGGGAGAGGACGACCGCUCAGGCAGCAGCUGUACCCUGGACGGACAGGUCUUUGCCGACCGCGACGUGUGGAAGCCCGAGCCAUGCCAGAUCUGCGUGUGCGACGGCGGCCACGUCAUGUGUGACGAGGUCAUCUGCGAGGACACCUCCAAGUGCGCCAACCCCGUCAUCCCCCACGAUGAGUGCUGCCCCAUCUGCCCCGAAGAAGAUUUCCAGGAGCCCCAAGUAGAGGGACCCCAGGGAGAGCGAGGCCCAAAGGGAGACAGAGGUCUGCCCGGAGCUCCCGGUAACGACGGUAUCCCCGGCCGCCCCGGCGCCCAGGGCCCCGCCGGCCCCCCCGGCCCCCCCGGCCUCGGAGGAAACUUCGCCCCUCAGAUGUCCGGUGGAUAUGAAGAUCACUCCAAAUCCAUGGGUGCACCCAUCCCUGGACCCAUGGGCCCCAUGGGACCUCGUGGCUCCCCCGGACCUGCUGGUGCUAGCGGCCCUCAGGGCUUCACUGGACCCCCCGGUGAGUCUGGCGAGGCCGGAGCUUCUGGACCCAUGGGCCCCCGCGGAGCUGCUGGGCCCUCUGGCAAGAACGGAGAAGAUGGUGAGUCCGGCAAGCCCGGUCGCAACGGUGAGCGUGGAUCCUCCGGCCCUCAGGGCGCUCGCGGUUUCCCAGGAACCCCAGGACUUCCAGGGAUCAAAGGACACAGAGGCUUCAGCGGAUUGGACGGAGCUAAGGGAGACUCUGGCCCUGCUGGCCCUAAGGGAGAGGCUGGAUCUUCAGGAGAGAACGGAACACCAGGAGCCAUGGGACCCCGUGGUCUGCCUGGUGAGAGAGGUCGUGCUGGACCUUCUGGAGCUGCUGGUGCCCGUGGUAAUGAUGGUGCUGCUGGUUCUGCUGGACCUCCCGGCCCCACCGGACCCGCCGGCCCCCCUGGAUUCCCCGGUGGCCCUGGAGCUAAGGGAGAGGGCGGAGCCCAAGGAACCCGCGGCCCCGAGGGACCCGCUGGAUCCCGUGGAGAGCCUGGAAACCCCGGACCUGCUGGCCCUGCUGGGCCCUCCGGUAACUCUGGUGCUGAUGGUAAUGCUGGAGCCAAGGGAUCCCCUGGAGCUGCUGGUAGUGCUGGUGCUCCUGGCUUCCCCGGACCCCGAGGACCCCCUGGUUCUCAAGGUGCUGGCGGUGCCCCUGGACCCAAAGGAAACACUGGUGAGCAUGGAGGUGCCGGAGCCAAGGGAGAAUCUGGUGUCAAGGGAGAGGGAGGCGCAGCCGGAGUGCAGGGUCCCCCCGGCUCCGCCGGCGAGGAGGGAAAGAGAGGAAACCGCGGAGAGCCUGGUGCUGCCGGAGCCCGCGGUGGACCCGGAGAGCGCGGUGGCCCCGGUGCCCGUGGAUUCCCCGGUAGUGAUGGAGCCGCUGGACCCAAGGGAGCCAACGGAGAGCGUGGAGGCCCCGGAGCUGUUGGACCCAAGGGAUCUACCGGAGAGUCCGGUCGCAACGGAGAGCCCGGCUUGUCUGGUGCUAAGGGUAUGACUGGUAGCCCGGGCAGCCCCGGACCUGAUGGCAAACUGGGACUCAACGGUGCCCCCGGACAAGAUGGUCGCCCCGGACCCCCUGGCCCCGUUGGAGCCAGAGGUCAGCCUGGAAUCAUGGGAUUCCCCGGACCCAAGGGAGCUGCUGGUGAGGGAGGCAAGCCAGGCGAGAGAGGAGUGAUGGGACCCAACGGUGUCACUGGGGCCCCUGGCAAAGAUGGUGAUGUUGGAGCUCCUGGUGCUUCUGGACCCGCUGGUCCUUCUGGAGAGAGAGGCGAGCAGGGACCUGGUGGACCCGGAGGGUUCCAGGGACUUCCCGGACCCCAAGGCUCCAUCGGAGAGACCGGAAAGCCCGGAGAGCAGGGUCUGUCUGGCGAGGCUGGUGCCUCCGGACCCGCUGGAUCUAGAGGCGACCGUGGAUUCCCUGGCGAGCGUGGAGCCCCCGGUGCCCUUGGACCCGCUGGAGGUCGUGGAGGUCCUGGAUCCGCUGGAAACGAUGGAGCUAAGGGAGACGCCGGCGCCCCAGGUAACGGUGGAGCCCAGGGACCCCCAGGCCUGCAGGGCAUGCCCGGAGAGCGCGGCGCAGCCGGACUUCCAGGACUGAAGGGAGACAGAGGCGACCAUGGAGCCAAGGGAACCGACGGAGCCCCCGGUAAGGACGGUAUCCGUGGAAUGACCGGACCCAUCGGACCCCCCGGCUCUGGCGGAGCCCCCGGAGACAAGGGAGAGUCUGGACCUUCCGGCCCUGCUGGACCUGCUGGAGCUCGUGGUGGCCCCGGAGAGCGUGGAGAGUCCGGACCCCCAGGACCCGCUGGUUUCGCCGGACCCCCUGGCGUUGACGGCCAGCCUGGAGCCAAGGGAGAGGCUGGAGACAACGGAGCCAAGGGAGAGGCCGGAAUCCCCGGAGCUGCUGGACCUACUGGAGCCCCCGGACCUCAGGGACCCGUUGGAAACACCGGAUCUAAGGGAGCCCGUGGACCCGCUGGACCCCCUGGUGCUACCGGAUUCCCUGGUGCUGCCGGUAGAGUCGGACCCCCCGGCGCCGCUGGUAACUCCGGAGCCCCCGGCCCCUCCGGGGCCUCCGGUAAGGAGGGACAGAAGGGAAACCGUGGAGAGACCGGACCCGCAGGAAGAACCGGUGAGCUCGGACCUGCCGGACCCCCCGGGUCCCAGGGAGAGAAGGGAAACCCCGGAUCCGAGGGCGCCAACGGCCCCUCCGGUAUCCCUGGCCCUAGCGGUCUCGCUGGAUCUCGCGGUAUUGUUGGACUGCCCGGACAGAGAGGAGAGAGAGGAUUCCCCGGACUCAAUGGACCCUCCGGAGAGGUUGGAAAGGCGGGAUCUUCUGGCCCUGGCGGUGAGCGUGGACCCCCUGGACCCAUGGGCCCCUCUGGCCUGGCCGGAGCCUCCGGCGAGGCUGGACGCGAGGGAUCUCCCGGUGGCGAGGGAGCUGCAGGACGGGAUGGAGCUGCUGGACAAAAGGGAGACCGUGGAGAGACCGGAUCCGCUGGUGGCUUAGGCGCCCCUGGACCCUCCGGCGCCCCCGGCCCCGUGGGACCCGCUGGAAAGACCGGAGACCGCGGAGAGACCGGAGCCGCUGGCGCUGCUGGACCUGCCGGACCCUCUGGGCCCCGUGGGCCUGCUGGUAUUGCUGGAGCUCGCGGAGACAAGGGAGAGAGCGGAGAGGCUGGCGAGAGGGGGAUGAAGGGACACCGCGGAUUCACUGGCAUGCAGGGACCCCCUGGCCAAGCUGGUUCAAGUGGAGAUCAAGGACCUGCUGGAUCUGCUGGACCUGCUGGCCCAAGAGGACCUUCCGGAUCUUCCGGUUCCGCCGGUAAGGACGGUAUGAGCGGUCUCCCUGGACCCAGCGGCCCCUCUGGACCCCGUGGUCGCUCUGGAGAGAUGGGACCUGCCGGUCCCCCCGGCCCCCCUGGACCCCCAGGACCCCCUGGUGCCCCCGGCGGCGGCUUCGACAUGGGCUUCAUCUCCCAGCCCCAGGAGAAGGCCCCCGAUCCCUACAGGAUGUUCCGCGCCGACGACGCCAACGUGAUGCGCGACCGCGACCUGGAGGUGGACAGCACCCUGAAGAGCCUGAGCCAGCAGAUCGAGCAGAUCCGCUCCCCCGACGGCACCCGCAAGAACCCCGCCAGAACCUGCCGGGACCUGAAGAUGUGCCACCCCGACUGGAAGAGCGCUGAGUACUGGAUCGACCCCGACCAGGGCUGCACCCAGGACGCCAUCAAGGUGUACUGCAACAUGGAGACCGGAGAGACCUGCGUGCCCCCCACCCAGGCCCAGGUGGCCCAGAAGAACUGGUACACCAGCAAGAACAUCAAGGACAAGAAGCACGUGUGGUUCGGCGAGGCGAUGACCGACGGCUUCCAGUUCGAGUACGGAACCGAGGGCUCCCAGCCCGAGGAUGUCAACAUCCAGAUGACCUUCCUGCGCCUUAUGUCCAACGAGGCGUCCCAGAACCUCACCUACCACUGCAAGAACAGCGUGGCCUACAUGGACGCGUCCACAGGCAACCUGAAGAAGGCUCUGCUGCUGCAGGGAUCCAACGAGAUCGAGAUCAGAGCCGAGGGCAACAGCCGCUUCACCUACAGCGUGUUGGAGGAUGGCUGCACGUCGCACAGCGGCGCAUGGGGCAAGACGGUCAUCGACUACAAGACCACCAAAACAUCUCGCCUGCCCAUCAUUGACAUCGCUCCUAUGGACGUCGGUGCCCCAGAUCAGGAGUUUGGAGUGGAACUUGGACCUGUGUGCUUCUUGUAAAAAGAGAAAUCUGGACUUGAAUUUGUUGUUGUGUGUAUGUGUUUUUCCAGCAGUCAUCUCUCUAAACCACCCCAAUGUUUCGGAUGUUCUCUCUAAAUGAUUUGCCCACAGCCGGCCGGCAGCACGAUGCCGGCGGCUCGGACCCGUUUGAUUUGAACCUUGGCUGCGCACAGGACCCUCCGAGAAGACCUUUUGUUUCACUGGCAGCAAGAAAAUAAUAUAUGCUCGUGUAAAGAAUCCUGCUCACCAGCGCCCCCCGCUGCACCGCCAGGAGGGGGCGCCCCCCCCGGGACACACAGGACGUUGUGGGGAAGGGACUCACCACCUGUUGCUUUGUACCAUGUUUCCAGUGUUGAAUAAACGGUCAAAACUGAGAGCAAUGUGCGUCUCCUUCCUCCCCCCCCUCUGUGAAAUCACGGUGGCGUCACCGUGACGUCACCGUGAUGUCACCGUGAUGUUAAAAAAAGUCAGCGGCAGAGCAGCAGCAGCACUUCCUGUUUUGGUUUGGUUGCUAUGGAUACCUCAAGAAGGGCAUGUGACACAUUCUCCUGGUGCUAGGACCUUAAGCCUUUGACCUCUGCUGUCCAGCUAGAAACAACAGCCUCCUCUGAGCCUAGGGUCAGGGUUCAAAGGUCACGACCCCUGGGCCCUGACCCUCUUGGCUUUGCCUCCCCCCCCCCCCCCCCCCCCUAUCCAUCACUUGUUCUUUUGUAUUUCAGAGAGAAACAGACACACCUGCAGGCUCACUUCAGCAUCUGUACCUAUUUUGUACAUGUAUAAUAAUUUGAGAUGUUUUUAAUUAUUUGGAUGCUGAAUAAAGCAUGUUAAGUGGUCUAA
This is a messenger RNA of Gadus chalcogrammus (walleye pollock), 5319 nucleotides long. It is a transcript of the gene col1a1a, whose product is annotated as collagen, type I, alpha 1a. Lineage: Eukaryota; Metazoa; Chordata; Actinopteri; Gadiformes; Gadidae. The record is from RefSeq and is a predicted model, not a curated record. Bases 133 to 4482 code for a protein of 1449 amino acids. The transcript is spliced from 49 exons. Gene Ontology annotation, molecular function: extracellular matrix structural constituent; protein binding.